AUGAAAAUGGGUGCAAUACCAUAUUAUCAUCUUCUUCAUGAACAUCCGAAAUCUUUACAUCGUUUUUAUUCUUCAUCAUCAACAUUUACGUAUGAUAAUCCAAUUCAAACUAUUACUGGUACAGAAGCAAUUGCUAAAUGUAUUGAAGAAUUAUCUUUAAAACAACGUCAUGUAAAAAUUCGUCAAGUUGAUUGUCAUUCAACUUUUGGUUCAUCUGUUGUUGUUCAAGUUUGUGGAGAAAUAUCUUCUACCUCAAUCAAUAAUCUUCAAAGUCAACCAUUUAUGAAACAUUUUGUUCAAACAUUUGUUUUAACAUCAGCAGAUAAUUUCGAACAAAAAUAUUAUGUACACAAUGAUAUUCUUCGUUAUUAA
Molecule: messenger RNA, 372 nt
Organism: Rotaria sordida
Lineage: Eukaryota; Metazoa; Rotifera; Eurotatoria; Philodinida; Philodinidae
Source: the annotation of a GenBank genome assembly